AUGACUGAAAAUAGUAAUAUUGAAGCAACGGGGAUGUCCGCUAGUAUUCAACCAUCUUCUCCAUCGUCAGGUAUUCGUAAGAAUCGGUCAGCUGUCUGGGAUCAUUUUGAUGUAGAGAAUGCUACUGAGAAGAAGGCUAAAUGCAAAUAUUGUGGUAGCUUAAUACAAUAUGGGAAUGGAACCAGCUCAAUAGGUGGUCAUUUGAGAAGAUGCAAGCAAAAUCCUAAUAAUGAUUCGAACAAAAGAAGAAAAACAAUGACCACACCGACUAUAGAUGAGCGUGGUGUUUUAAAUUCACCCAGUGCUUCCAAAUUUGACCAAGAGGAGGCUCGAAGGGCACUUGUGGAAAUGUUUAUUGGGGAAGAGCUACCAUUUCGCUUCGUUGAAAGCCCGAAAUUCCGAAAAUUUGUGUAUGCCCUACAAGCAAGAUUCAAAGUUCCUUCACGGACUACAUUAGCACGUGACAUUGGAGCUCUUUAUGCUGAAGAGAAGAUGAAGUUGCAAGAUUUUCUUUCGGCAAAUUGUGUUGAUAAUGCCUCGUCUAACGAUGUUGCAAUUAAAUAUCUGAAGCAGCGAUUGAAUUCUUGGAAUAGCAUUAUUUUGAAUGGUGAAUUUAUUCAUAUGAGGUGUUGUGCACAUAUUAUAAACUUAAUUGUAAAAGAGGGGUUGAAAGAGAUUGAUGAAUCAGUCUUGAGGAUUUGUAGUGCAGUAAAGUAUGUUAGAUCUUCUCCAUCUAGAGCUAGUAGGUUUCAAAAGUGUGUUGAAUUAGAAAAAAACCAAUAUAAAGGCUUGCCUUGCAUGGAUGUUGAGACUAGGUGGAACUCUACCUAUCAAAUGUUAGAGGUAGCUUUGAAGCAUCGCAAAGCAUUUGAGUUGCUUACUUUGAAAGAUAAUACCUAUAUAGGAGAGAUGAAUGGAGGAAAAGGGAGAGGUGUUCCUUCUGAUUCAGACUGGGAGUAUGCUGAGUCCAUUGUACCAUUUUUACGAGUGUUUAGUGAUGCCACUAUAUGUGUUUCUGGUACCUUAUAUGUUACCAGUGAUAUGUAUAUGAAUGAAGUAUUUGCAAUUGGACGAUUUAUUCGUCAUUCUUGUGAUUCUGUUGAUUUUAGUACUAUGUCAAUGGCAGAAAGGAUGAGGGUUAAGUAUGAGAAGUAUUGGGGCAAUCCUGAUUCGGUGAAUAUAUUGUUAUUGAUUGCUAUUGUACUUAGUCCAAUGCAAAAGAUUGAGUAUGUCAAUUAUUUCUUGGAUUACUUCUUUGGAGAAGAAAAAGGAGGCAAAUUGAAGUCAAAGUUGUCCAAGUGCAUAAAGUUACUUUAUCAGCAAUACCAAAGUUCUGAGGAAGCAAGUGAAGCUGAUACGUAA
This is a messenger RNA of Arachis duranensis, 1362 nucleotides long. RefSeq names its product zinc finger BED domain-containing protein RICESLEEPER 2-like. Gene Ontology annotation, molecular function: DNA binding. Lineage: Eukaryota; Viridiplantae; Streptophyta; Magnoliopsida; Fabales; Fabaceae. The coding region runs from base 1 to 1362 and encodes 453 amino acids. The record is from RefSeq and is a predicted model, not a curated record. The transcript is spliced from 2 exons.